AUGUGCUUCGUGAAGCAGCUCGAGGUCCCUCCAUAUGGGAGCUACCCGGCCAACGGCCCUACCACGCCCAGGGCCAACUUGGCCAAGGAGCUGGAGAAGUUCUCCAAGGUCACCUUUGACUACGCAAGUUUCGAUGCUCAGGUUUUUGGCAAACGCAUGCUUGCCCCAAAGAUUCAGACCAGCGAAACCUCACCUAAAGCCUUUCAAUCCAAACCUUUCCCAAAGGCCUCUUCCCCCAGGCACAGCCCCUCCAGUAGUUAUGUGAGGAGCACUUCAUCCUCUUCUGCAGGCUUUGACUACUCACACGAUGCCGAGGCUGCACACAUGGCUGCCACUGCCAUCCUGAACCUCUCCACACGCUGCUGGGAGAUGCCUGAGAACCUCAGCACGAAGCCACAGGACCUCCCCAGCAAGUCUGUGGAUAUUGAGGUAGAUGAAAAUGGAACCCUGGACUUGAGCAUGCACAAACACCGCAGGCGAGAACAGGCUUUCCCCAGCAGCAGCAGCUGCAGCAGCAGCCCCGGCGUGAAGUCUCCCGACACCUCCCAGCGCCAGAGCAGCACCAGCGCCCCCAGCAGCUCCAUGACCUCUCCCCAGUCCAGCCAGGCCUCCCGCCAGGAUGAGUGGGACCGGCCUCUGGACUACACCAAGCCCAGCCGCCUGAGAGAGGAGGAACCUGAGGAGUCAGAGCCAGCAGCCCCAUUCUUUGCUUCUUCUGAAGCAGAUGACCAGGAAGUGUCGGAAGAGAAUUUUGAGGAGCGGAAGUAUCCGGGGGAAGUCACCCUGACCAACUUUAAGCUGAAGUUUCUCUCCAAGGACAUAAAGAAGGAAGCUGCUCACGUGAGUCCCCUGCUUUGCUGUCCCACCCCUGGCUGUGACGGCAGCGGCCACAUCACUGGGAACUAUGCCUCCCACCGCAGCCUCUCUGGUUGCCCUCUUGCUGACAAGAGCCUCAGAAACCUCAUGGCUGCCCACUCUGCUGACCUCAAGUGCCCCACGCCUGGCUGUGACGGCUCUGGCCAUAUCACAGGGAACUACGCUUCACACCGGAGCUUGUCUGGCUGCCCUCGUGCAAAGAAAAGUGGAGUCAAGGUGGCACCCACCAAGGACGACAAGGAGGACCCCGAGCUGAUGAAGUGCCCAGUUCCAGGCUGUGUGGGGCUUGGUCACAUCAGCGGAAAAUACGCCUCUCACAGGAGCGCGUCCGGCUGCCCACUGGCCGCCCGCAGGCAGAAGGAAGGUUCCCUCAAUGGCUCGUCAUUCUCCUGGAAGUCCCUGAAGAAUGAAGGACCGACCUGCCCCACCCCGGGCUGUGACGGCUCUGGCCACGCCAAUGGGAGUUUCCUCACCCACCGGAGUUUGUCAGGAUGUCCCAGAGCAACAUUUGCUGGAAAGAAGGGAAAACUCUCAGGGGAUGAGGUCCUCAGUCCAAAAUUCAAGACUAGCGAUGUGUUGGAGAAUGAUGAGGAGAUCAAGCAGCUGAACCAGGAGAUCCGAGACCUGAACGAGUCCAACUCGGAGAUGGAGGCCGCCAUGGUACAGCUGCAGUCCCAGAUCUCCUCCAUGGAGAAGAACCUGAAGAACAUCGAGGAGGAGAACAAGCUCAUUGAGGAGCAGAAUGAAGCCCUGUUUCUGGAGCUGUCUGGCUUGAGCCAGGCCCUCAUCCAAAGUCUCGCCAAUAUCCGCCUUCCACACAUGGAGCCAAUAUGCGAACAGAAUUUCGAUGCCUAUGUGAGCACCCUCACCGACAUGUACUCCAACCAGGAGUGCUACCAGAACCCGGAGAACAAGGACCUCCUGGAGAGCAUCAAGCAGGCUGUGAGGGGCAUCCAGGUCUAG
This is a messenger RNA of Rhinopithecus roxellana (golden snub-nosed monkey), 1839 nucleotides long. Its product is annotated as myelin transcription factor 1. Gene Ontology annotation, molecular function: zinc ion binding; RNA polymerase II cis-regulatory region sequence-specific DNA binding; DNA-binding transcription factor activity, RNA polymerase II-specific. Lineage: Eukaryota; Metazoa; Chordata; Mammalia; Primates; Cercopithecidae. Gene Ontology annotation, biological process: regulation of transcription by RNA polymerase II. The record is from RefSeq and is a predicted model, not a curated record. Gene Ontology annotation, cellular component: nucleus.